AUGGCGCCCAAACAACGAAACGCCGCGGCGCAGACACCUCCCCCCUCCAGCACCGCACCCCCUACCCGGGCGCCAGCAUGGACACCAUCACCGCCGACCACAACACCAAAACCGAGCUUGUCCAAGCCCACCACCACCACCACCACAGGGGCCGGCGGCGGCGUCCAGACGUGGGACAAGAUCAUCAACAACGUGCUCUCGCACUACCUCGACACCACCCCGCAGCGUACCAAGCUGCUGGACGCUUUCAUGGUAUUCUUGGUGGCGGUGGGUGCGCUGCAGUUUGUAUAUUGCGUUCUGGCGGGGAACUACCCCUUCAAUGCAUUCUUAUCCGGAUUUGCGGCGACGGUGGGGCAGUUUGUUCUGACGGCGUCGUUGAGGAUCCAGACUACGGAGGCGAACAAGGGGGAUUUUCCUUGUGUGUCGCCUGAGAGGGCGUUUGCCGACUACGUCGUGUGCAGUUUGAUCUUGCACUUUUUCUGCGUCAAUUUCAUCAACUAG
Messenger RNA from Parathielavia appendiculata, 501 nucleotides. Its product is annotated as defender against death DAD protein. Gene Ontology annotation, cellular component: membrane; oligosaccharyltransferase complex. The record is from RefSeq and is a predicted model, not a curated record. The coding region runs from base 1 to 501 and encodes 166 amino acids. Gene Ontology annotation, biological process: protein N-linked glycosylation. The transcript has 4 exons. Lineage: Eukaryota; Fungi; Ascomycota; Sordariomycetes; Sordariales; Chaetomiaceae.